Molecule: messenger RNA, 348 nt
Organism: Emiliania huxleyi CCMP1516
Lineage: Eukaryota; Haptophyta; Isochrysidales; Noelaerhabdaceae
Exons: 4
Coding region: 1-348 (115 amino acids)
Source: RefSeq, a predicted model, not a curated record
AUGAGUAGAAUUAGACUAGCCAAUACUAUUUUGAAGUUCAUAUACAUUAUGAAAAUACCAACUUGCCCUAUAAUCUGGGCCCUCUUGGCGCUCGCUCUCGCGCUCUCCAUAACGGCUUUGCCCCCUCCCUCCCGCGCCGACGUUGGGCAGCCUGACCACGACAACGCCAGUGCCGCAGGCCUGCAACUCGAGGCGCCGUUGAAUGAGCACGAGAGCCGGUGCACGACGGCGGCGCGGGUGAUGCAGCCCAAGGGCUGUGGCGUGUGGGCAUCAUCACAGAUCAACUUCCCGCACCAGCCUGCGGACCAGCGCAGCUCAGUGGCAGUGUGCGACCAGGGCCAGUGGUAG